UCAGAAUAUGGAUGAUUACCGUGUAUUCACUUGUCAAUCCUGUAACUUUGUGAGUGAAGCUCCCGAAUCGGACGGAUUCUUCUUCUGCAGUAACUGCGGAGAACAAAAUCUAGAAGCUCUCGACACUGGUGCCGAAGAGGAAGCCGCCGGUGGUAUCUACUUGGCCAGUCACCAACGCCGGGCAUCUGCUCAUUCCGAAGCAAUUCAUGUUCUACCCAUCUCACAGUAUGAUCCGUUGUCCCAAUCCACUUUACUUUCGAGCCUACGGUUAAUUGAUCCCCCGGUUAAAGUAAAACAAGAGAAUGUUGACCCAUCUCAGUCCCACUUUGAUGAGGCUAGUCCCUCAACUCCGGCUGAUUUCGGAGGAACGAGUGUUCCGAACUCUGAAGAUUACCACAACGAGAUAAGGUUGCGGUAUGUUUUGGGGUUACAAAUCAUGAUUGAGCUUCAAUGUGAAGCUCUGGUGAAAGAGUUUAAGGUUACCCCUUUAGUAUGUGGCUUGGUUGGACCAAUUUGGUUGAGAUUUGUCUCCAAGACUGGUGUUUUCGACGAUGACUGGGCUAAUAAAGUACUUGAUGACUCUGAGAGGCAGAAAGAAGGAGAACCCGAAGAAUAUAACUCACGCGGUAAAUAUAAAUCAGAACCUCACAAUAUAUUUGGUCAGCGAGCUGUGUUUUUAUGGUUUAGGUCUUUAAAGAAUAGGAUUCCACUAGUUAGCACUGUUGUUGUUUCAUAUUUGGCAUGUCAUAUUGCCAGGGAAGCCAUCAUGCCAUCAGACAUGAUUAAAUGGACACGUGAAGGGAAGCUUCCGUAUUUAUCUGCUUUUGUUGAAAUUAAUAAGCGCAUGGGAAAUCCAUCAAGUGCGUGUCCUAUCAGUUCAAGUUAUAUGUUCAGGCCUCACCGAGCUUUUUCGGUACAUAAACUAGAGUCAUAUGCUUCAUCAAUUGCUCAGUUUAUAGGCUUGGAGUUACCUCCUGUUAACUUUUAUGCAUUAGCUUAUCGUUAUCUUGAAAAAUUAUCUCUUCCUGUUGAAAAGAUUCUUCCGUAUGCAUGCCGCAUUUAUGAAUGGUCGAUGCCUCCAGAUUCGUGGUUAUCGUUAUCCAAGGAUUAUUUUCGGCUACCUACUCAUGUUUGUGUUGUAUCGGUUCUGGUGGUAGCAAUAAGGAUUUUGUAUAACAUUAAUGGUUAUGGAGAGUGGGAGAAAAGUUUAUCUCAUAAUGAUAUUGCCAAAGAUUCAGCUAAAAAUCCAGCAGACCAUCAAAAACAUAAUUUAGAUUGUGGUAGGCUUCUCCGACACCUUCACGCAAUAUAUAAUGAAAUUGCAGACACACAUGCAUAUUCCAAGGACUUACCUGCAUAUCUCAAAUACUGUAAGGAUGUUGUGUUUGCUGGAGCAGAACCAUCCUUAGGGAAUCAUGAAGAGAAAAAUAUGAUUGAAAACCUAUGGGAACACUAUCAGAAUGAAGAGAAAACUAAAUCAUCACAACCUGGAGAGCAAGACAAUUCUUCUUUUAAUGGCGUGGGGUCGAGAAAUGAAGGAUGUGUCAAAGAGACAUCUAAAAAUGAAAAGAAAAGAGAAUGUUCCAACGAUCCCUCUCAUGACAAUGGCGGUUGCGUUGCAGAUGACAACUUGCCCGGAAGUUUAAGUGAUAAUAAUUCCUCCAAGAGUUUGCCAGACGGAGAAGCCAUUAUUAGACAGUUGAAAUUAGACAUGGAGGAAAACCGAUUUUGUUACAUUCCACCCAAUGUCAAGCCGACAAAACUUGAUUAUGUUCACUAUGUUCGAAAGAAGGAUAAAGGUGCCCUGUCCUAUGUUGCUCAUGCUGAUUAUUACAUUUUGCUUAGGGCUUUUGCUAGAGUUGCAUAUGAUAAUGACAUUCGGAUUUUGCAUAUUGGUGUUUUGAGCCUUGAAAGAAGACUUGCUUGGCUAGAGAAAAAGAUUGGUCAUUGCUUGCAUUUGAAACCUCCUAAUAGUUCUUGUCAAUAUUGUACUCUUAGGCCAACUGAAAAUGGAACAGAUGAUGGAUCUGAACACAAAACUUGAACAUUUAAAAAUAAAUAUUGUGCUUUAAUA
This is a messenger RNA of Lathyrus oleraceus (garden pea), 2074 nucleotides long. Its product is annotated as TATA box-binding protein-associated factor RNA polymerase I subunit B. Lineage: Eukaryota; Viridiplantae; Streptophyta; Magnoliopsida; Fabales; Fabaceae. The record is from RefSeq and is a predicted model, not a curated record. Gene Ontology annotation, molecular function: RNA polymerase I core promoter sequence-specific DNA binding. Gene Ontology annotation, biological process: nucleolar large rRNA transcription by RNA polymerase I; RNA polymerase I preinitiation complex assembly. The transcript has 4 exons. Gene Ontology annotation, cellular component: RNA polymerase I core factor complex. The coding region runs from base 8 to 2044 and encodes 678 amino acids.